GUACAUUGUACCGGUAGGUAUUUCAAGUGUCUUGUCACUACAGGCCUCAUGAUCAUGCGAUUUUGGUCCUGGCUUAUCAGUAGUUGGCAGCGCAUUGAUUGAAUUGAUUCGAUUCCAUCAUCAAAAACACAAAAUGGAAGCAAUGAUGAGUGAAGCUGGAACUUCCAUUCCAUCAUCUUGGCUUGAGCGCCAUGAUGCUCGAGCAGAUUUGAGAACUAUUCUUAUCCUAUUGAGCCUCGAUGCGACCGUGAUGACAGCCUAUGUCAGGAAAGGUUUAUCACCCCACAUGGCUACGUAUUAUGGACGUCUCAAGAUCCAAGCUCACAUUUUAGCAGGAACAUCUCUCAUCUUGGUUGGCUUGGUUGCCGUUCUGGGAUCAUCUGCACUACUUGCUGUGGACACUACAAUGGACAGUCUCAAGAAGUUCCGUGCUGCCGUCCACGUCUGCCAAGUAUCUUUUGGCUUGCUUGUGGUCAUUGCAGGGGUUUCGUCGAUUCUUCUUGCGAGGCACACCAGUGGUCAUCCAGGCUUCAACAUGUGCGGAUAUACUCUGUACGCUUUGUUGUGGAUCUACACAGGCAUGCACGUACUUUCUGAUUCCUUCUCCUUGGUGCAAGAUGAUGGCAUGAACGACGAAGUUUCUGCUGGUCAUCCAGUCUAUGAGUCCUGGGUCAUUGGUCAUGCGUUUUUGUUUUGCCGCAUCUUCACCAUAUUGCUCAAACCGCUAGAAGAUGUGUUGGGUGGCAAGAAGAUGGUAUAUUCGGUAGGGACUUCCAUUGCCACUCUUGUUCCUAUCCUGCUGGUCUUUGACUGGCAAGAAGGAACUGUCAUUUGGGCUGUUUCUAUCUGUGCCUGCCUGGUUGCUCAAAAGAUGGGACUUGGAGUCUGGCAUGCCCGCUCCUCCAAAAAGGGUGGUUUGAAAAGAGAAGUCGCGCUAUCCGAGUUUGCUCGAGGAGAGCACCAUGUGGCAACUUCCCUCGUCAAAGCUGUGGUGUCGAGGAAGCUUUCGUUCUGAGCGACGACCACACCACGACGAGUAUCGAACGAGAGUAUCGACCCGCAGGAUUCCCGCCAAGGUUUUUGUCAACGCAGCUCUCAUGAUCGUAGCCACUGUGUACUGGUACUGGUACCGGUACCUGGUACCGAGUGUGGUACCGGUAUCGCGUAAAUCUAUAGGUCUCAACCACUCAUGACUGUGACUCAACAGUGCACGUCUCCGCCGUGCUGGCUUUUAAUUAAAAAACAUGUAUGUUGCUUUGUGAAGGGCUUCAACUGCUUAUUCCAAUGGUUUUAUGCAUAUCUAGCAGCAGGGUGGCUCCAUUUGAUACCCCUCACAAUGCGAUUACACACAUUUCUAAAAAUACUAAUCUUUCUCUCAUCAUAUUACCUUUGGAACCAGCCACCGGUACAGUGGCCGCAUGCAUGGAUAGAAGCCAGUCCAUCCGAUCCCAACUUCAGGAACCAUUCGUGACCUAUUGAGUCACGAUUAAAAGAUAUUG
Messenger RNA from Seminavis robusta, 1499 nucleotides. The record is from the annotation of a GenBank genome assembly. NCBI's taxonomy places the organism in Eukaryota, Bacillariophyta, Bacillariophyceae, Naviculales, Naviculaceae.